AAGAGUGCUAAAAAUGGUGCUGGUGUGGUUGCUACAAGGCAUCACAAUAUAGUCCAUUGCACGAGGUGUGGGGGUGAAGGCCAUAAUAAGAGGAGUUGCACAAAUCCACCGGCACCACAACCAGCUCCUCUGGCUAGUAAAAGGAAGAAACAAGGGGAAAAGAAGGGAGGAGGUGCUGCCCCACAGAAUGCAGUGUCUGCACCUGACAAUGGGGAGACAGUUAGAAGAAGGCCUCAUUGUUCUAGAUGUGGGGCAACUAAUCACAACUCGAGGACUUGUCUGUUGAGGGUUGGAGUUCAGGUU
This is a messenger RNA of Linum tenue, 303 nucleotides long. NCBI's taxonomy places the organism in Eukaryota, Viridiplantae, Streptophyta, Magnoliopsida, Malpighiales, Linaceae. The record is from the annotation of a GenBank genome assembly.